This is a messenger RNA of Plenodomus lingam JN3, 324 nucleotides long. NCBI's taxonomy places the organism in Eukaryota, Fungi, Ascomycota, Dothideomycetes, Pleosporales, Leptosphaeriaceae. The record is from RefSeq and is a predicted model, not a curated record.
AUGGACACAGUCAUGGCGAAAUGUGCACAUAUGCUACUCGGAUCACGUGAGCGGACCUCCCAGAAGCCAUCCGAGCUCUCAGAGACCUGGGACGGCAACAGUGAUUGUACUGCGAGCAGAACAAUCGAGAUCUUCCAAUGCUCUGCUACAAGAUACAAGAAAGCAAACCAAGCACCCGAGUGGCACGAAUACGUAAGUCAUUUGAAUGGUAUGAUUGAUGCCCCUCAAGCAGCACAGCUUAGAAUCUCAACAUGUAAGGAUGCCAUGAAAAUGCAGCUCGUCACAAUCAUGAACGCCAUCGCAGUCGUUCUCGUCUUUAAAUGA